AUGUUUAUUUUUAGUAAUAAAGUGAAUUAUUCAAUAAAAAAUGUAAAUUCAAAUAACUUGUUUAACAGAUAAUUCUAUUUUUUAGAAGUAUUAGAUAACAACAUCCAAAUUUAAAUCAAAAAGAGCUAUUAUUUUGCCUUUGAUAAUUUUUCAUAAGUUCAAGAAAAUAACUUAGCAUAAACAUAGAACACAUUUAAAUUUAAUAUAAGUUUUACAGAAAUUAAAUAGAUAAAAGGUUUAAAUAUUUAUGAUUUAAAAGAUGAGAAUAUAUAUAUUAUUCAUUCAAAAACCUAAAUUCAAUUGAUGCAAGAAUUUAUAAAUGGUGCCAAUAUUAUAGAUGAGUAAAAUCAAAAUUUAGUUAUUUUUAAAGAACAAAUAUUGGACUACAAAUAAAUGGAGAACUAGUAUGAGAUCACUACCUCUUUCUAUUAGGAUUCUUGUAAAAAUCUUUAAAAAGAUGAGAAAUAACUUUUAUACUUUAGAAUAUAUAUUUCAAAAAAUAAAUAGAGUUUGAUUGUUCCCUUUAGCUAAAUUUUUAAAUAAACAAAUGAUAUAAAAAAUGAGAUUAAUUUGUAAGAACUACAAAUACAAUUCUUAAUUUUAGGAGUAAUAUUAAUAUUUAUGAUCAUAUUAAUUUUUAUAUUUUUAAUCAAGAUAAAAAUUCUAUCAGAUUAAAAAUAGGCAUUAUGA
Molecule: messenger RNA, 690 nt
Organism: Tetrahymena thermophila SB210
Lineage: Eukaryota; Ciliophora; Oligohymenophorea; Hymenostomatida; Tetrahymenidae
Product: transmembrane protein, putative
Exons: 2
Source: RefSeq, a predicted model, not a curated record